Messenger RNA from Sitodiplosis mosellana (orange wheat blossom midge), 830 nucleotides. RefSeq lists its product as uncharacterized. NCBI's taxonomy places the organism in Eukaryota, Metazoa, Arthropoda, Insecta, Diptera, Cecidomyiidae. The transcript has 2 exons. The record is from RefSeq and is a predicted model, not a curated record. The coding region runs from base 154 to 660 and encodes 168 amino acids.
CAGUUUUCAUUUACUGCUGGAAGGCGAUAGAAUUGAAAUUUUCGCUUUCUAUUCAAAUUUCUGUUAUUUCGAGGCCAUUUUAAUCCGGGUCGAACUGUUUCCGGAAAUAAAUUACUUGUGAAUUUAAGUUCAAUAUCUAAGCCAUCGAUUGAAAUGGCCUGCUGCAGUAGUAAAAAUAUAUUCAGUCAAAAAUCCACAUACCAUUCGGACUACAUGCCAUUCGAUAAGCGGAUAAGCGACGAGGCUUGCCGAGACUCAAGCGAUCCACCACCGCCAAAGCCCAAGCGAAAUUGUGUACCAGACGAUUGCUUCGAUCGAUGUAAGCUCAGCCCAGAAGGGAAAGAAGCACGUCGACAGCUUUUCGCAAGCAAAUAUCCUGUUUCGGAAUAUAUGGAUAAUGUGAACCGCAUCGGUCACGUUAUCAUGAACACCAAUUUUCACUGCCAUCAAAAAUGCAGACGUAGGGAAUGUGAGCAUCCAUUUGUUGUGGAUUUGAACGCAGAUAUCUUCCGUAAGCCGAAAUGCGAAUACAUAAAUACUGUGUGCGGUGGAUUAAAGAGCAAAUUCAAACCCAAAAAAGACUACUACUACAAAGAGGGCGAGCAGUCAGUUUGGAGUCAGCCAAGUGGAAAACUGUGUACAAAGUCAAAUGCAAAGUAAAAUUAAAAAUUUCCAGCGUGUAAUUCAAAUUUUAAGUCUGCUUUCAGUUUAAGGAAGAUGAAAAAAAGUAUGAAACAAAUUUAUGUAAAAUUAUCUCCGAUAAAAUUAAUUGCAAUAAAUUGAAAAGUGUUUAAUCCUUACUUGAAGUUUGAAAUCUUCAACACUUACUG